CCGGAGCCCCGCGCAGAGCCGGGAGGGAGGGGCCGGAGGCGGGGCGGCCCCGGAGGCGGCGCGCGGCCCCCGCCGGGUUCAGUCUCCUGCCGAGCCCAGCCCCGGCCGGCGCGAGCGACGGCGAUCGCUGAGCCACAGCCCGGGCCCGCGGACCCGAGCGGCCGGCCGCCAUUCGGCCCCGGCCUGGGCACGUCCACCCGGAGGCACCCGCGUAAAUGCUCAACAUAUUUCCUGUGAAGCAUAAGAAUUCCUAAUUGUGGAAGUAUAUCCACAAGCACCAUUAACUAUUAAGUGAGGAAAAGUAUGAAAGAAACCUCUGGUUGAAUCUACAAUUUGAAGAUCACCUCAUCCACUCAAAGUUACAGGAUGGAUCUGCACCAAAGUACCACCAUCACUUUUCUUGAGAAAUGGUGUUUGGAUAAGUCACCCUCUGGCUACAGGAGACACUGUAAUGUCAGGAAAAAACUGAAGUUAAUUCGAAUCGUAGGUCUCUUCAUGGGCUUGGUGGCCAUUAGCACUGUCCCAUUUUCAAUCAGUGCCUUUUCUGAGACAGACACACAGAGCACAGGAGAGGUCAAUGGUGCAAGUGGCCCUGGGGUAGCACAAGGUUACCAUCAAAGAACUCUCUUAGAUUUAAAUGACAAGAUUGAGGAUUAUACUUCACAGACACCUUCUUCUCAGGAAGGCAAGACUGAGAAUAAUAGUACUGCACAUGAGCAAGGAGACUACCCGAGAGACAUCUUUUCCUUGGAGGAAAGAAGAAAAGGCGCCAUCAUUCUCCAUGUCAUUGGAAUGAUCUACAUGUUCAUAGCCUUAGCCAUUGUCUGCGAUGAGUUCUUUGUUCCUUCUUUGACUGUCAUCACUGAAAAACUGGGCAUCUCAGAUGAUGUGGCUGGAGCCACCUUUAUGGCUGCAGGGGGCUCUGCCCCAGAACUUUUUACAUCUCUCAUAGGGGUAUUUAUUGCUCACAGCAAUGUUGGCAUAGGCACAAUCGUGGGCUCAGCCGUGUUCAAUAUCCUCUUUGUUAUUGGCAUGUGUGCUCUGUUUUCUAGAGAAAUCUUAAACCUGACAUGGUGGCCACUCUUUCGGGAUGUUUCCUUCUACAUUGUUGACUUGAUCAUGCUGAUCAUAUUCUUCCUGGAUAAUGUUAUCAUGUGGUGGGAAAGCUCACUUCUCUUAACAGCUUAUUUUUGCUAUGUGGUUUUCAUGAAAUUCAACGUCCAAGUAGAAAGAUGGGUGAAGCAAAUGCUAAAUCGCAAUAAGGUCGUCAAGGUGACAGCCCCAGAAGCCCAAGCAAAGCCAUCAACAGCCAGGGACAAGGAUGAACAGGCUCUACCGGCUAAGCCUCGUCUCCAGCGAGGUGGAAGUUCUGCCUCCCUUCAUAACAGCCUCAUGAGGAAUAGCAUCUUCCAGCUCAUGAUACACACCCUGGACCCUCUUGCUGAAGAACUUGGAUCAUAUGGAAAACUAAAAUAUUAUGACACAAUGACUGAAGAAGGGAGGUUCAGAGAAAAGGCUUCCAUUCUGCACAAGAUUGCCAAGAAGAAAUGCCAGGUGGACGAGAACGAGAUGCAGAAUGGGGCUGCCAAUCACGUGGAAAAAAUUGAGCUUCCAAACAGCACCAGUACAGAUGUUGAAAUGACGACACCAAGUGAUACUUCAGAACCUGUGCAAAAUGGAAAUCUUUCCCACACUGUUGAAGCUGCAGAAGCCCAGACCACAGAAACAGGGGAAGAGGAGGAUGACCAGCCUCUGAGCCUGGCCUGGCCUUCCACCACCCAUAAGCAAGUCACCUUCCUGAUUGUGUUCCCCAUCGUGUUUCCUCUCUGGAUUACCUUACCUGACGUACGCAAGCCUGCUUCAAGAAAGUUUUUUCCCAUCACGUUCUUUGGCGCCAUCACCUGGAUUGCAGUGUUUUCUUACUUGAUGGUGUGGUGGGCACAUCAGGUUGGAGAGACAAUUGGCAUUAGUGAAGAAAUUAUGGGUCUGACCAUCUUGGCUGCAGGGACAUCCAUCCCUGAUCUGAUCACCAGUGUCAUCGUGGCCCGGAAGGGGCUUGGAGACAUGGCUGUGUCUAGCUCUGUUGGGAGCAACAUUUUUGACAUCACCAUUGGGCUCCCAUUGCCCUGGCUUCUGUACACCUUCAUUCACCGAUUCAAACCAGUGGCCGUCAGCAGCAAUGGCCUCUUCUGCGCCAUUGUCCUCCUCUUCAUCAUGCUGCUCUUCGUCAUCCUCUCCAUUGCCCUCUGCAAGUGGCGGAUGAACAAAGUGCUGGGCUUCACCAUGUUCUUCCUCUAUUUCGUGUUCCUGGUGGUCAGCGUCCUCCUGGAAGACAGAAUUCUUGUGUGCCCUGUGUCCAUCUAGCAGGAAUAGCCAUAUCUUGAACUAACAGCAUGGGUGGCCCUUGCCACUCUGGGUUUUAGGCUCCUUGUCCUCAGAAGAGGAGGCAGCUGGCUCGAAGCCCUCCUCGGUGGGCUCCAGGUGGGGUGCACUCACCCAUCUCCCAGGCUGCUUCUACCUUUGCCUGCUGAAACAGCUUCAUGCAAGAGACAAAGAGAACCAUGCAUUUGGAGCUACUCUCCAUCACCACUGACAGGUACUCCUCGCUGGUCGGAGGUACAUUUGUUGUAAUUAUGCAAACAAUGACAGAGGCGAUACAUAUAAAAUAUACAUAUUAUAAAUAGAUGCACAUGAACCCAUCCUUGCCUGCUCCUGUAUUUAUACCUCUUCUUCUUUACCUAUAGAGUAAUACAUACCUGUAUACGAACAAAAAAGUAAAUUAUAUAUAUAUAUAAAAUCAGAAAUAUAUAUAUAUAUACACAAAUGCAUCUUUUCAGGGAUAGCUCUAGUAUAUUUAUAGUACCUAUUUGAAGAGGGGUAUCAAUCUUCGGUCUGAGCUUUACUGCUUAAAUGCAAUAGGUGAACUAAGAGAAUCAUUGCCAUGACUUCCAGUCGACCUUGGACUUACUGGGAUGCUGCCUGAUAAAAUGAAUGUUUUAGAGAAAAUAGGUUGUAGCAGGGAGGACUUGGAAGGGAAUUUCUGUGGGGGUCCUGAGUUAAGCCCUCCAACACUCUACAAGGCUACCAGGAAAGGUUAUUUGGCCCUUCCUACUAAGAUACACUAACUGAAACCCAUAGGAGUACUUGGAACAGACAAGUAAAACCAGAAUGGGUGACAUUGGUUGGAGGGCAGGGAAAGGUGUCCAGGAUUAAUUCUUUGGGUGUUUUUUAAAAUAUAUAUAUAUAUUGCCCCAGCAUGCAAGUAGAAUAUAUGACUGAAAACCAAAUUAGCACUCUUCUAGGACAGCAAGACUAUAUAAACUGAACCUAUCUUGUUCCAAUGCAUGACCCAUUAUCAUCAAAGGAAGGGGGUCAAGUUUAGCUGUGCUUGUCAUUUAGAUGUAUUCUCAUGCCAAGGGCUCAGAUAUAAUCGAAAUGCCUGCCAAGAGAGCCUGGGUCUAUAAGAAGAAACACCAGCCAGAAAAAGGGUUCAGUGGCACGUGCCCCCUGCUGAGAAUGGAAGGGCAUAGUUCUUUAAGACAGCUUCCAGUGUGGUCAGGAAAGCAUUGAUGAUGGAAAAAAGCAUUAUUUCUCCACUACAAUUGAACUGAGUUUGAGUCUGGUGAGUAAAACUUGGCAGUGUCUAGAAAGGUAUUGCGCACUAAGGCAACCCCUGGAAAGGUUUCAGAGGUCUCUGUUGAGCCAUGUCAGGACCAGGAUUUGGUUAAAGUUCAUGCAACAUUCAUGUCUCUCUUUGCCUUGGACUUCCUGUGGGACUCUCCUCAAAGAUGUUUCUUCACAGCUCUUUCUUACUGGCUUUAAGCCAAUCACUCUAAGGUUUUGAGUUCUGAUUUUGCUUAGUGUUCAUGAGCACUUUUCAUUUCAUCGAUUUUUUCAGUGCCCUGCAGGUUCCAUUUGAGACCUUGUGCGAAUUCUGAGG
This is a messenger RNA of Sorex fumeus (smoky shrew), 3940 nucleotides long. It is a transcript of the gene SLC24A2, whose product is annotated as solute carrier family 24 member 2. Bases 367 to 2364 code for a protein of 665 amino acids. Gene Ontology annotation, biological process: intracellular calcium ion homeostasis; long-term synaptic potentiation; calcium ion transmembrane transport. Gene Ontology annotation, molecular function: calcium channel activity; calcium, potassium:sodium antiporter activity. Gene Ontology annotation, cellular component: membrane. The record is from RefSeq and is a predicted model, not a curated record. The transcript has 11 exons. NCBI's taxonomy places the organism in Eukaryota, Metazoa, Chordata, Mammalia, Eulipotyphla, Soricidae.